Messenger RNA from Rhinolophus ferrumequinum (greater horseshoe bat), 2088 nucleotides. Its product is annotated as nuclear RNA export factor 2-like. NCBI's taxonomy places the organism in Eukaryota, Metazoa, Chordata, Mammalia, Chiroptera, Rhinolophidae. Gene Ontology annotation, cellular component: cytoplasm; nucleus. Gene Ontology annotation, biological process: poly(A)+ mRNA export from nucleus. The record is from RefSeq and is a predicted model, not a curated record. Gene Ontology annotation, molecular function: RNA binding; protein binding.
AUGACAAGGCUGAAGCUCGAAGAGUUGUGGCUGGAAGGGAACCCCUUGUGCAGCAUCGUCCCACAUCAGUCCACCUACAUAAGGACCACCUCCCUGGUCUCCACUGCUGACUUCCUCUCCCUUCCGCAGGAUGGCCAGGAGCCACUCCCAUCUACUAACUUUGGUAUUGAAGCUCACAAGAAGUUACCAACCUGCAAGGGAAGCUCCUUUGGAUCUGAUGUGCUGAAGAGUCUAGUCCUGCAAUUCCGGCAACAGUAUUACUUGAUCUAUGACUCUGGAGUCCGACAGGGUCUCCUUGGUGUUUAUCACGAUGAGGCCUGCUUCUCCCUGACCGUUCUCUUCAAUUCCCCGGACCAAGCCCCAAGCAGCUUGUUUGAGUACUUCAAGGAUAAAAGGAAUAUGAAAAACCUCAAGGACCACUACCUGUGGAUUCAGCUGCUGAAGCAUACAAAACGUGACAUUGUGUGCUCCCUCUGUGUGUUGCCCAAAACUCAGCAUGACCUCCUCUCCUUUGUGGUGGACAUGUGGUUCCAGACAGUGAGCACCUGCUUCCUCUAUGGGGCAGGCCCAGAAAGCUCACCCUCUCCUAACUUCCACCCCAACAAUAGCAGUGUGAAAUCAUGUAAAGAAUACCAAGAUAGAACUCCAGAAAGACAAAUGGAAAACACGCAGGAUGGGACCCUGAGGAACUGGUUCAAGAUCACAAUUCCUUAUGGGAUGAAGUAUGACAAGAUAUGGCUAAUGAAUUCAAUCUAGGGCCAUUGCAGUGUCCCUUUCACUCCAGUGGAUUUCCACUAUGCAAACAACUGGGCCCGGUUCUUUGUCCAGCGAGCUAGCGCUGCCUUUGCAUUGAAGGAUGUCAGCUACAAGAUUUGUGAUGAGGAGAACCAAAAGAUACCUAUCUUUGUCAGUACUUCUGCUGUACCCUACUCUGUGCGGGAUAAGUUGGAGCCAAAGGAAAUGGAGCAGCUAAAGCUGACCAUGAACAAGCGAUAUGAUCCUUCCAAGAAAGCUCUCGAACUUCAUAAGCUCUGCUUUGACCCAGACUUGGUGGGCAUUAAUAUUGAUAUAAUCCUGAAUCGAAGAAACUGCAUGGCUGCCACCCUGCAGAUCAUCGAAAAGAAUUUCCCUGAGCUGUUGUCCUUGAACUUGCGCAACAACAAACUGUACCAACUGGAUGGCCUCUCUGAUCUUAUACAGAGAGCCCCCACAGUCAAGAUCCUGAACCUCUCCAAAAAUCAGCUGAAAUCAGUAUGUGAUUUGGACAAGGUGAAAGGCCUGAACCCAAAGCUGUGGCUGGUAGAAAACCCCUUGUGCAGCACUUUCCCAGACCAGUCCACCUACACAAGGUUGGAUGGCCAGGAGUUACUUCCAAUUGUAACUGACAUUGUAGGCUUAGAGAUAAUAAAACUUUGUAAGGAAAGCUAUAAAGGAUCUGAGACUCUGAAGAAUCUAGUCUUUCAAUUCCUGCUUCAGUAUUACUUGAUCUAUGACUCUGGAGACCAACAGAGUCCCCUCAGUGCUUAUCACGAUGAGGCCUGCUUCUCCCUGACCAUUCCUUUCAACCCCGAGGACCAAGCCCCAUGAGUAUCACAAAGCAGCUUGUGCAAAUACUUCAAGAUUAGCAGAAAUAUGAAGAAAGUCAAGGACACACACCUGCGGGUUCAGCUGCUGAAGCACAGAAAGCAUGACAUUGUUGACUCCCUCAAUGCAUUGCCCAAAACUCAGCAUGACCUUAACUCCUAUGUGGUAGACCUGUGUGUCCAGACAGAAAUGAUCUGUUUUUCUGUCAAUGGGGUGUUUGAGGAAGUGGAAGUCAAGUCUCAAGGGUCUGUACGUGCCUUCACCCGAACCUUCAUCUUGACUUCUGGCGGCAAUUCCAGGGCCCAUCUUUCUUCCCGUCUGUGCAUCGUGAAUGAUGAACUGAUUGUGGGGAAUGCCAGGACAAAAGAAACCCAGAGCACCUUAUCCAUUCCAGUACCCUCAUCCACCUCCAGCUCCAUGCCCAGCCUCUCUGCAGAGCAGCAAGAAAUGGUGCAGGUUACCUCCACCCAGUCUGAGAGGAACCUCCAACUGUCUCAGAAGUGA